Alexandromys fortis (reed vole) is the source of this 846-nucleotide messenger RNA. Its product is annotated as testis-expressed protein 13B-like. Bases 1 to 846 code for a protein of 281 amino acids. The transcript is spliced from 4 exons. NCBI's taxonomy places the organism in Eukaryota, Metazoa, Chordata, Mammalia, Rodentia, Cricetidae. The record is from RefSeq and is a predicted model, not a curated record.
AUGGCCUUGAAUCCUGAGGAUCUUGGUAGUGGGUUCCGGCACAGCAAGGUGUCGACAUUCAUCAACGAACAAAUGGCCAAACACGACAAAGGCCUUGAUUUCUACCUUGAAAACCUGUCUCUAUCCUGGGAAGAGGUGGAAGACAAGCUCAAAGUUAUCCUGGAGGAUAGCGAGGUGUCUAGCGAGGCUCGUGAAGCCUGUGCCUGGGGCACCUUGGCCUUGGGGGUGCGUUUCGCUCACAGGCAAGGCUGCCUCCAGGGGCACGGGGUGCAGUGGCUACAAGACUUGUCCAGCAUGCAUAAGGUGUCUCCACUAUCCUUGCCAUCAGACCUAAAGCAGCUCACUCACCAACAAAAGACGGAACGGAAGGAGUUAGCUAUCCAGCUCCAAAUGACCCAGGCCAAACUGGAAGAGGUGCAGAGAGAGCGAGACCUGCUGAGACUGAAGAUCCUCCAGGAAAAAUUUGCCAUCCCUCCGAGUAUUCUAAAACGCUGUGGAGGAUGUCAACACUACAUGCAAGCAAAGAUUUCCAUGAUUAUACAGCCUUUUAACAGGGUAAUCUUUUCUAGUCCUCCGUGUGCACAACUAGAGACAGAUCUAAACAGGAAAGCCAUGCCACUGCUCCACGAACUCAGAAAACUUGAAAAUGUUGACCUAUACAACAUUAAAAGGUUAAGAAAAAUAAGAGAUGCCGAGACAAAAAGUACUGCCCUGCACGUGUGCACAGAAGUGACUCGAAGGCUUCAGGAGCUUUCUCUAUUUAGACACUACUUUGUUCUCUUGGCCUUUAGAACAAUGAGGACUCACCAGGGAGCUCUGAGAGCUUUUGAUGAAGAAGUGACAUAG